Molecule: messenger RNA, 558 nt
Organism: Didymodactylos carnosus
Lineage: Eukaryota; Metazoa; Rotifera; Eurotatoria; Philodinida; Philodinidae
Source: the annotation of a GenBank genome assembly
AUGUAUGCUGCUUCGAUUCCAUUUUUUGCUAUUAUUGGGUAUCCUGGCUCGAACAAAACUACUGCUGUUGAUUUAAUCAGAAAUAGUUGCUUGGAAAUAGAAGAAGCGCUGAACGUAACACCAGACAAAUCUCGCAUUAACAGCAGUGCUACAAUCGAAAGUCUACUUCACGAACUGAAAAAUCCCCAUCCACGCUUGAUACAAUUGUGGAAUGAAUUGGCAACUCUAAUGCAGUCGUUUGGUCUCUACAAAGGUGGCGCCGGGUCUUAUGAUAGAUCGAUCAUAUGCACCCUUUACAAUACAAACCACAUUGUAAGAAGACAAACCUUCAAGUCACCAUCAGUCGCCAUAAUAGAUCCCGUGUUAAAUAUCGGUUCAGGCGGACAUCCAGGCGAUAUAUUUGAUUCUGUUGUUGCGGAUAGCGAAGUUCAUUUAUUGUAUGCCCUACAUUUGCUGAAUACAGACCAGGAUGAAUCAAAACGAAUAAUUUAUCAAUAUUCUGAAGAAGCGUUGGAGAUGAUAAAUGAAAAAUGGGAUGAAUAUACAUUAAUCGUCUGA